Molecule: messenger RNA, 882 nt
Organism: Micromonas commoda
Lineage: Eukaryota; Viridiplantae; Chlorophyta; Mamiellophyceae; Mamiellales; Mamiellaceae
Exons: 1
Coding region: 130-702 (190 amino acids)
Source: RefSeq, a predicted model, not a curated record
CUCUGUGUGUCGACUGUUACAAUCAUGCUCGCCGUCGCCACCCGCGCUCCCACCCUCGCCACUACCGCGGGCUCCCGCGCCGCCGUCGCCGGCACGCGUAACGCCCGUGCCGUCAGCGCCCGCCCCGCGAUGGCCGGCCGUGCGCGCACCGGGAUCUGCACCGGAACCCCGUCGAGCCACGGCAGGCGCCUCGCCGUCCGCGUCCGCGCCUCCGAGGAGUCGGACACCGCGACCGAGGUCGCACCCAAGGUCGUGGACGCUCCCCCCAAGUCCAAGCCCGGCGUCGGCAAGCCCCCGAUCAACCCGCUCUUCCUCGCCGCUGGCGAUUUCGCCGCGGCGGUGCUCAUCACGCUCGUCGCGCGCGGCGUUGCCGGCGAGGACGUCAUCUCCGCGGGUACCGUCGCGGCCAUUCCCCCGUUCGUGGUGGGCUGGGUCGGUGCCGGGUACCUCGCGGGUGACUACGAUGCGGAUUCGCCCAACGCGGCGCUGUGGGGUGACGCGCCGCGCGCGAUGACCACCGGAGCGCUGACUUGGUUCUCCGGCUCGGCGUUUGCCAUCCUACUUCGCAACGCGGAGGGGUCCAUGAUGCUUCAGGCGCCCGUCAUCAACGAGCAGGUGGAGUUCGCGGGUGCGCUCGGGCUCAUCUGUGCCUUCCGCGCGGCGGUCGCCAUCGCCAAGCCCGGCGCCUCGGACAAGAUCUGAGCGUCGGUUACGACGACGUUGUUAACACUGAGUUCAACGUCGAGGGUUGGUUGGUCGGCGAGUUGGCUACGCCGCGGCUCGGGUCGGGGCGGGGGGUCCGGGUGCAAACGCGGGCGCGGGACGGCGCGGACUCGGAGGCGCGUGUAUAUCAUCUUUAAUACGAAACAUUCACCGUAGAUU